UAGCCCAGUAGGCGUCGAUGAAGAGGGUAGAAGGAUGCUUCUAUCGUCACUGAUGCUUCGCCGCUUUUGCUGUUUCGGUGCAAUCUCUACUUCUCCUUCUAUUGCUUCUUCACCUCCCAACCCUGCUAUCAAGAAAAAGCAACUUAUCUUCUUGGGUUCCCCUCAGGUUUCUGCUUCUGUUCUUGACGUACUGUUCAAUGCGUCUUCCGCUCCAGAUUCCUUGUUUGAGGUUGCAGCAAUUGUUACCCAGCCGCCGUCUGGAAGAGAUAGGGGAAGAAAAGUGAUGCCUUCUCCGGUCGCACAGCAUGCUCUUGACAAGGGCUUCCCUUCUGAUUUGAUUUUCACACCCUUACGAGCUGGUGAUGAGGAGUUCCUGUUUAACUUGAGAGCUCUGGAACCUGAACUUUGUAUCACAGCAGCAUAUGGGAAUAUCUUACCUAACAAAUUUCUAAAGAUACCAUCACUGGGAACAGUCAAUAUACAUCCAAGCCUGCUGCCUCUAUAUCGUGGUGCAGCUCCUGUUCAAAGAGCGUUGCAGGAUGGUGUGAAAGAAACAGGAGUAUCAUUAGCAUUCACUGUCCGUCAACUAGAUGCGGGACCUGUUAUUGCCUGUGAAAGAGUGCAAGUAGAUGAUCAGAUAAAGGCACCAGAUUUACUUGACUCGUUAUUUGCUCGAGGAUCUAAUCUUCUAAUCCGUGAGCUUCCCUCUAUAUUUGACGGAUCAGCAAGAGUGCAAGCUCAAGCCCAAGAUGACUCUAAGGCUACUUUGGCUCCAAAGAUAACUCCUGAGGAGUCAUGGCUAUCGUUUGACGAAGAAGCUUUAGUCUUGCAUAAUAAGGUACGGGCAUUUGCAGGGUGGCCAGGAACCCGAGCUAGGGUUGUAGUAUUCGACGACAAAACCAGCCAGUGCAAUACCCUAGAGCUUAAAAUUAUCACUACAAGGGUAUAUGGAGGUAACAAUGUUCCAAUUGACAAAAUUGAUGAAGUGAUUUUUACCAAAGGUUCACUGGUGUUCCGUUGUGGUAGAUGCACAGCUCUGGAGGUUAGCAGCCAUUUACCAGUUGUUUACUUAUGUGAUAUUUAAGUAUUUAUUCUAGGGUUUUCCUUUUCUGUACCUACGGCUUGUUGCAGUCUUGUAUGCAUAUGUAUGUGGCCUUUUAUAUGUAUGUGUUUUGCAAUUGUAUGUGUUUUUUGGUGUGGUGUUUGGGCAACAUAUUCCCCCAAAACUGUGUUGAAGCGUGUUUUAGAUCAUGUACCUAUCUUUACUAGGGAGGGAGUGAGCAACCAUUUUUCCUUUACCUUGAAAGCCUAAGGUGAAUGUCAUCCCAUAAAAUAUGUUUAUUGUCAGUUUAUUUUCUUAUUUUUUGUGUACUUGCCUGUCUUUCAGUUUUCUUGUCAUAGUGUGUGUUUGGGGGGGUGGUUACGAUGUCGCCGGCUUGCCGUGUUGGUUGUUACAAUCUUACACUGAUGUACUUAACAAGACCAGGAUAACCGUGCAUGUUCUUGCUACUAAUUUUGAUGUUGGCACUUUGUUGACACUCAGGUUCUGGAAGUACAGCUUCCCGGUAAAAAAGUGAUAAAUGUAGCUGCAUUUUGGAAUGGUUUGCGAGGUCAAAAGCUGAAGAAGUUAUAACCAAUGUGCCAAUUUAUCUGCACAGUAAAUCAAGGUACAGGUUGGAAAGUUCGGUAAACUCUCUCUCUUAUUGUGACACCUGAUGAACGUACAAGUGUUACAAUAAUAUGUAGAUGAGUUUUGGCUGGUACAACCACUCUAUUAUCCACUUCUAAUAAACGUAAUUGACCCAAUUCUGGAUCAUCUUCUGGAAUCGUAUAACUAUGAGAAGGGAGUGACUAUUCAUCAGAAGAGUUAUAGUCUGAAUACUCAUAAGUCCGAUAUCAUUGAUUUCCAAUGGCUUCGAUAGUAAUGGCUGAAACUACUACUACCUCGUCCAUUGUUUAUAAAAGAGCACAAAUGAUGGUAUAACAAUGAGCAUCGGGAUGAUAAUGUGAACAAUUUCCUUAUUGUGAUCGUAGAGGAGUUACUUUUGUAAUACUUCAAAGACCCCCUUCUCUUUUUAUGUUUUAGAGUAGUGGUGCCAUAGGGUAGAUAGACUGUUUUUUUUUUUGAAAUGUAUACAUCAUUUGUUUAGCCCACUCCUAAUGGAAAAAGAGGAAGAUGGAAGCCUCCAACCAAUUUGUGGGGAUCAAAUUUAGAUCUUAAUGUUGCUAAGGUUACCUGAGACUUCCGACCUAGGAGGUGAGGUACUGUCCAUCUGGGUUAAUCAGUGAUGGUUGAGUUGGGCUGUAACAUCAAGAUAUUUGAUUGAUGGCAUGCUUAAUCGUAUUUUUGGGCAACUUUAAUUCAUCUAUAACUCUAUAGGGUUAAUGUAUGCUAUUAUUUUGCAG
This is a messenger RNA of Ilex paraguariensis (yerba mate), 2406 nucleotides long. NCBI's taxonomy places the organism in Eukaryota, Viridiplantae, Streptophyta, Magnoliopsida, Aquifoliales, Aquifoliaceae. The record is from the annotation of a GenBank genome assembly.